Molecule: messenger RNA, 1176 nt
Organism: Leptopilina heterotoma
Lineage: Eukaryota; Metazoa; Arthropoda; Insecta; Hymenoptera; Figitidae
Exons: 2
Coding region: 1-1176 (391 amino acids)
Source: RefSeq, a predicted model, not a curated record
AUGUCAUUCAAGGGAUUAACUCAUCACUCACUGCUCAAAAAACUCUUUUUGGCUGGGUCAUCCUCGGACCUGUUAAGGUUUUCUCACCAGAGCCCACUCACACCUGAUGAACAAGAGUGUGAGAAACAUUUUCAAUCUACUCAUUCUCGAGACUCAUCAGGAAAAUACAUUGUUCGGCUGCCACUCAAAUCACCACCAAGUCAACUUGGCGACUCAUAUGUUACUGCUCAUCGAUGUCUUCAAUCAAUGCUCAGGCGAAUCUCAAAAAAUAAGAAUUUUGGGGAUUUAUAUCAUUCCUUUCUAAAAGAGUACGAGAAAGACACUCAUAUGAUUCGUGCUCCAUCUUUGAAUUGCUCAUCACCAGUUUACUAUUUACCUCACCAUGGAGUUCUCAGGGAACAAAGUACAAGCACAAGACUACGGGUUGUAUUCAACGGAUCAAGCUCAACAGACUCAGGGAUUUCUCUCAAUGACAUUCAACACACAGGGGCGAAACUUCAAAAGGACAUCUCGGAUGUGUUACUCUGGACCAGGAGGAUACUAUGGAUUGAUGAAGAUCAACAGGAAGUACCUUAUCAACUCACCACAGUUAGCUACGGGACAAAGUCGGUACCAUUUUUGGCUGUUCGUGUCAAUCUCCAACUCAUCGAAGAUGAAGGUCAUCAAUUUCCUUUGGCGGUACCAGUACUCACCAACGGCAGAUAUGUUGACGAUAUUUAUGGCGGAGCAGAUCAACUCGAGGAACUCAUCCCCAUUGCUCAACAAACGGAAGAACUUCUCAAUCGUGGCGGAUUUCCACUGGCAAAGUGGCAGAGCAAUCAUCCAGAUUUAGUCAAGAUUAUUGCACCUGAACAAAAAUCUCAACAAACUCACUCAUUUGAAUACAACAUUACCAAAAUACUCGGUCUCUCAUGGUGCACUCAAGAUGACUGUUUUAAAUUCACCACUCAACCAACAACUCAAUCAACGGAACGGAUCACCAGACGGACUAUACUCUCAGAAGUGGCUCAACUAUUUGAUCCACUUGGCUUUCUUUCACCUUUCACCAUUCGAGCCAAAAUGCUAUUACAAGAUCUCUGGUUAGCAAAACUCGGAUGGGAUGACUCAAUCUCGGAUGAGAUCAGCAACAAAUGGCUCAAGUUUAAAAAGGAAUUUUUUCAAUUUUUAACAAUCUAA